This is a messenger RNA of Cladophialophora psammophila CBS 110553, 1797 nucleotides long. RefSeq lists its product as uncharacterized. Gene Ontology annotation, biological process: transmembrane transport. The transcript has 2 exons. Bases 1 to 1797 code for a protein of 598 amino acids. Gene Ontology annotation, molecular function: transmembrane transporter activity. The record is from RefSeq and is a predicted model, not a curated record. NCBI's taxonomy places the organism in Eukaryota, Fungi, Ascomycota, Eurotiomycetes, Chaetothyriales, Herpotrichiellaceae.
AUGGACAUGCCACCUCCUUUUGUUGAAGAGACGAAGGAGGGCCCUCCCCCGCAAGAGACCCAAGCACCAGCAUCCCAAACAACAUCUUCUUCCUCCUCCAUCACUUCCGAAAAAGCCAACCUCGACAACGACAAUGGCGCCUCCUCCACUCCUGAAGAAUUUACCAUCUCCACGCGCUUCGUUAUGGCCUUUGUCGCUCUGGCCGUGUUAACACUCAUGGUCGCGCUGGAUGGCACUUCGAUCAGUGUCGCCCUUCCCAUCAUUGCGAAAAAGCUACGUGGAACAGCCAUUGAAGCGUUCUGGGCGGGCACCUCAUUCCUGCUUGCUUCGACCGUGUUUCAACCCAAUUUUGCCUCGUUCAGCCACAUCUUUGGGAGAAUGCCUGUGAUCAUGGUUUCUAUCGCAUUAUUCUUUGUCGGGGUUAUGAUAGCAGCCUUGUCAAACAAUUUUGGUCUACUACUUGCGGGGAGGUCGAUUCAAGGAAUUGGUGGAGGUGGUGUCAUUGCCAUGACCGAGAUAGUCGUCACGGACCUCGUCCCGCUCCGCUACAGAGGCCAAUGGGCAGGCAUCAUCGCAGGGAUGUGGUCCAUUGGUUCGGUCUCCGGCCCCAUCAUCGGCGGUGCCUUUGCCCAAGUGCAAUGGCGCUGGAUUUUCUGGCUCAAUCUCCCCUUUAUUGGCAUCGGCGCUGUCAUGGUCCCCUUGUUCCUGCGCCUCAACAUCAUACCACAGAGCAUUACUGCCAAACUGCGGCGCGUGGACUGGCUCGGCACGGUCAUCUUCGUUGGCAGCAUGACGAGUUUCCUCAUCCCUUUGACAUGGGGAGGUGUCAUGUACAGCUGGUCGUCGUGGCGGACGCUAGUGCCGUUGUUUGUCGGCGGCGCGGGCCUGAUCGGAUUCUGCUUCUACGAAGCAUACCUCGCGCCCGAGCCCUUGCUGAGACUGUCCGUGUUCGGCAACCGCACCGUGAACAUUGGAUAUAUGACGACGACCCUCCACGGCAUGAUCCUCUGGUGCAUUCUGUACUACCAACCGCUGUACUUUGAGGCCGCCAAGGGCUACACGCCUGUGGUGUCGGGCGUUGCGCUCUUUCCCGCAACAUUCACCGUGGCGCCCAUGGCGGUGGUGACGGGCUUGCUGAUCACAAAGCUCUCCGCAUACCGCUGGGCGAUCUGGCUGGGCUGGGGCAUCGCGACGCUGGGGCUGGGCCUGCUGACGAUCCUGGACGUCGACACGACGAUCCCGCAGUGGAUCUUCAUCGACCUGGUCUCUGGCAUCGGCCUAGGCAUCCUGUUCCCGGGCCUGCAGUUCCAGGUGCAGGCAGCCAGCACGAACAAGGACAUGGCCUUCGCCGUGGCCAUGUUCGUCUUCUUCCGCUCGUUCGGCCAGGCCCUGGGCGUCGCCAUCGGCGGCGUCAUCUUCCAAAACCAGAUGGUGAAAAACCUGCAGAAGUACCCGGCCUACGCCGCCCUCGCAUCGGACCUGGCCAAGGACGCCGCCGCCCUCGUCGAAAUCAUCAAGAACACCCCUGCGGGCGCCAACAAGCUGGACCUCCGCACCGCCUACACCGACUCCCUGCGCACUGUGUACAUCGUCAUCGCGGCGCUGGCGGGCUUUUCCCUUGUCGCGAGCUUGUUUAUUAAAGGCUAUGAUUUGAACGUCGGCCUCGAGACCGAGCAGGGCCUGAUCGUCUCGGGGAAGAAAGCCAAGGGCGGUGAAAGCGGCCGGGACGAAGAGGCCGAGGUGGAGCAGCAGGUCCAGGUCGGAGGUGAAGGUCCCAAGUCAAGAGGCGACGUGUGA